AUGUGUAAGUUGGUGAACACGACCCUCCGGAGAAUCUUCCCAAAAGACCUUAAGUGGACCUCCUUUGCCAUCAACCAUGGUACUAUGAUGCCCAUCCACCGGGACGUGAACAAUGCGGAGCAGCACCCCAACGGCAGUGUGGGUUUCGGGGAUUACGUUGGAGGCGAGUUGUGGGUUGAGGGAGAAAGUUCCAUUUGUGGUAGGACUGGAAAAGUUGUGAAGAAGGUUGGUAGUCAAGGUCAUGAGAUUCAGGGCAUGGAAUAUGAUGUCAAAGGUAAGCCUGUGGUGUUUUCGCCUAAACAGUGGCAUGGAUCAUGUCCGUGGGAGGGAGAUCGAUGGGUGAUCACGGUCUUUGUGAGUCGAGGUUGGGAUCAUGUUUCGGAUGAUGAGGUUGAGGAACUUAAGAAGUUAGGAUUCCCCGUGCCACGUCAGACCAAACAAUCCGCCUACCCUGCCGAAGCCCUCACCCGAGAGCGUAGGAAAGAAGACGAGCGCAUUAGGAGAAGGCUGUACUUGUUGCAUUGUGCCACCGGACACAGUCAUCCUAAACAUAUGAUCCAGGCCCUCAAGCGUCGUGGGGUUGACGGUAGGACCCUCCAACUUGCCGAAGAGUUUACUUGUGAUGUGUGCAAGGAAAAGCAAAGACCACCCCCUAGGAACCUUGCUGCUCUGGAGCCUCUUCCUCCGAAACUGUACACCAUAGGAGCGGAUAUAGGACAUUGGGUGCACCCUCACACGGAGGAAAGUUACCAAUUCAUGAUCAUCGUUGAUGAGGGGUCGCGGUUUCGUACCGCGCGCAUCCUCAGUUCGGGCUCGAAGCAAGCCCCCAAUGCUCAGGAUUGUCUGUCGUACUUGCAAGAGGGAUGGGUUCAGUACUUUGGUCAUCCUCGGGCUUUGCGGUUGGACCCCGCAGGCGCAUUCCGGAGUGCCGCAGUGGAAGCAUGGUGUGAUAAGUAUUCUGUUCACUUGGACAUAGUCCCUGGAGAAGCCCAUUGGAAAAUAGGGACCGUGGAGAACGCUGUGAAAGGCGUCAAGGAUGUCAUGUCCAAGCUUAGCCACUACGACCCCGAGAUCACACCACAGGAGGCCUUGGCCGAGGCAGUGCAUGCUUUCAACCACCGGGAGCUCAUCAGAGGUUUCUCCCCUGCUCAACACAUAUUGGGAAUGGCGCCAGAUGAGACAGGCCGUUUUAUAGCCGGCAGUCCUCAUGCACACCCCCAGCUUGCAGUGGAGAAUCCCAGUGGCGAGUUCCAAAGAGGAGUACAACUCCGAGCUGAGGCAGAGAAAGCCUUGGCAGAGUGGACAGCGGGCCAACGGCUCAUGCGAGCAAAGCACUCGCGACACCGCCCGUGCUACGACUACGUCCCUGGCGAACUGGUGUACUAUUGGAGGACGCAGGACUCCAACAAAGGACGAAGACAACCUGGAGGCAAGCAUGGAAGGUUUUUGGGACCGGCUCGCAUCCUGGCCACCGAGUCCCGCAGAGACGAGGCCGGAAACAUCCGGCCAGGCGGUUCCGUUUGGUUGGUCAAGGGAAGGAGCCUUCUGAAGUGCGCACCCGAGCAGUUGCGCAGAGCGACAGACCGAGAGGAACUGGUGGAAGCUCUGGCCUCCACCACCGAAGGAGCCACCCCCUGGACUUUCCAGACCGUUGCUGAGCAGAUCGGGGGAAACCGCUUCGAGGAUCUUUCUUCUGAUCUUCCACCCUUGGCAGAGUGGCAGCGUGCCCAGAGGGCCGAAGAAGAGGUCCAGCCAUCACGACAGCGUCUACGAGGGAAGCGACCACCACCCGCCGCAUCAUCCUCAGACGGUCCCCAGGUGGAGGCCAUGGAAGAGGAGCCCGCCCUGGAAAUUCCAGGGCCACGCGAGCGAUCCCGAUCACGAGGCCGGGAUGCAAGCAGCGCCGCCCUUUCUGCAGAUCUCCCCGCCGCUUGGUGGACAACUGUUGCCGAGGACAAGUGGCCUGAUCAACAGGCCAGUUACUGGAGUAACCCUGAGGCAGCAGUGGAGAUCGAGAUAUCCUUUCCACAAAGCCAGAGAGGAAAACAGCAGGCCCUUCGGGACCUACCCAGCUAUUUUGUGGGAAGUAUGCGACGUCGUGCAGUGGAACUGUCAGAGCGAAGGAUGAGCCCAGACGAGAAAGCCGCAUUCCAGGGAGCCAAAGCCAUAGAGGUAAAGAACUUUGUGGCAUCCAAGGCCUUCGAGAUCCUCCCUAGCCACCUCCAGCCGGACAAAUCACAGGCUAUCGGUAUGAGGUGGAUUCUCACUUGGAAGCUGAAGGAAGACGGAAGCCGAAAACCAAAGGCUCGCGCAGUGCUCUUAGGCUACCAAGACGAAGGCUACGAACACCGUGCUACCACAUCGCCGGUUAUGACGAGGACUACACGUCAACUCCUCCUACAGCUCUCAGCCUGGAAAAGGUGGAGAGUGCAAAAAGGGGACGUCACGGGAGCCUUCUUACAAAGUCGCCAGUACCCCGACCAGCUUUUCUGUAUCCCUUGUCCAGAGAUUUGCGAAUCACUAGGGAUCCCCAUUGGAAGCGUAACGCGAGUAAAAAGAGCUUGUUACGGCUUGGUGGACGCUCCUUUGGAGUGGUACAGGUCAGUUGACACUUUCUUGCGCUCCUUAGGGUUCGAAAGGUUGUGGUCCGAUGCGUGCUGCUGGGUCUUGAGAGAGAAAGGGGUUUUGAGAGGGGCCAUCAGUGGACACGUUGAUGAUUUUCUGUUUUGUGGUAAGGAUGGGGAUAGUCUGUGGGAAUCCAAGGUCAAGGCCAUCAAAGAACAGUUUAAGUGGGGAGACUGGGAACAGAACAAAUUCACGCAAUGUGGAGUGAUCAUUGAACAGAAACCCGAAGGCUUUGAAUUAUCCCAGCCCACUUACCUUGACAACCUCCAGGAGAUUGGAAUCAACGCCACCCGCCGCAAGGAUCGUACACAACCCACCUCAGACAAGGAGAAAUCCCAACUUCGUGCUCUGUUAGGAGGAAUCAGCUGGCACGCCCAGCAAGUCGCGCCCUACCUCGCAGCCGAAGUAGGACUGUUACUAACUGAGGUAUCCAGAUCCACCGUGGAGACCAUCGUGAAGGCGAACAUCCUACUGGCGACAGCAAAACACAAGCAGGACCACAUCAUGAAGAUUCACAGCUUCAAGGAGACUGACCACCUCACCCUCAUUGCCUGGGUGGACGCAGCCCAGGGAAACCGCAUCGACGGGGGGUCGACCCAGGGCAUCUUCAUUGGCAUGUCAUCAACCAAGCUGCUCUCUGGAGCAGUGGAGGGGGUGAGCCCCAUUUCGUGGACUUCGCAAAAGAUCGACAGAGCCUGCCGUUCUCCUGGAGCCAGUGAAUCCCAAGCAACUGUCAACGGCGAGGACAGCCUCUACGCAGCUCGCUUCCAGUGGAGCGAACUUCUUUACGGGCGACCUGACCUACACUGCCCAGACAGCCACGUUCGCCGAACCGGCGGUUGCGUGGUGACGGACAGCAGGAAUGUCUACGACAAGCUAGAGACCGAAGUCUUGGUGGUGAAGGGUGCGGAGAAACGAACCAGCAUAGAGUUGUUGGCCGUGAAAGAGUCCCAGCAGAACACCGGGGUGAACCUAAGAUGGGUCCACAGCGAAGCCCAAUUAGCCAACAGUCUGACCAAGGCAGGGGGCUACAGAGAGUACGAGCUCUACUACAAGAUGGGACAUUGCUGGCGUCUCGUGGAAGACGAGGCCAUGAUGUCAGCUAGACGCCGGAAGGAUCUCGGUCUACUACCCCUACAAAGCACAGCUAAAGCUUCUGAAAACCAUUCGGACUUAAGGGGUGAUAUUCCGCAAGAGCGAUCCAAACUCGAUCUCCAACCAAGCAGCCAUAAGUGCGAGUCUCCUAAGGAGACGUACAUCGAGCAUACGGCAGCUAUUGCGAGGAUCAAAAGGCCUCCGAGUGGGGGCUCAGAGGGCAUUGCGUAG
Messenger RNA from Symbiodinium sp. CCMP2592, 3951 nucleotides. Lineage: Eukaryota; Dinophyceae; Suessiales; Symbiodiniaceae. The record is from the annotation of a GenBank genome assembly.